Messenger RNA from Chlorella variabilis, 2361 nucleotides. RefSeq lists its product as hypothetical. Gene Ontology annotation, molecular function: protein binding. Lineage: Eukaryota; Viridiplantae; Chlorophyta; Trebouxiophyceae; Chlorellales; Chlorellaceae. The record is from RefSeq and is a predicted model, not a curated record. The transcript is spliced from 10 exons. Bases 1 to 2361 code for a protein of 786 amino acids.
AUGAGGCCCUGUACCCUGCUGCUACUGGCCGCCGCCCUGCUCCUGGCAACUGGGGGAUUGGGCAAUGCCGCCGCGGCCGGCCAAGCAGCCUCCGCUGCCCAGCGGCACCUCGCCCAGGCUGACACUCUGGAGGGUGGCGCAGACCCUGAGCCGCCCUGCGUGCCGGGGGACGACGACGGCUGCCCCGGCGGCGAGACCAGCAGCAGCGAGGGGCCUGGCGGCGAGUGGGACACCAGCUGGUGCUGGGACGGCGAGGGCAACGAGGCGGCUGACGAGACGGGCGCCUGGGUGUGCGCGGGCUGCCUCGACGAUGCCCUCCAGCCUCUGCUGGAUGCCGCCGGGGCCUGGGUGUGCGCGCCGCAGGCGGGGGGCCCGCUCAUUCUGCCGCCGCAGUCCAACUGCCGCGACUGGGAGGGGCGCUACACCUGCGGCAUCUGCUACCGCCUGGACGGCUCCCCAGCGACCCUCAAGGCCAGCGGGCGCCUCGUCUGCCCGCACUGCUUUAUGACCAAGGGCGGGCAGGUGGCGGAGGCCGUGGACCCCGCCACUGGGGAGGCCGUGUGCGCCUGCGCCAGGGAUCCAGACUCAGAUGCCUGCCGCCACCUGUUCAUGGGCCCCUGCCUCGCCGACGAGGCCUCCGAGGCCUGCCAGCAGUGGUGGGCCGACGGCGGCAACGCGGGCCUGGCCGGCGGCGGCGACACGCCCUGCUUCGAUGACGAUGGCAGCCCUGCCGUCGACUCGCUCACCGGCCAGCCGCUGUGCGGCUGGUGUUUCGAUGCCGACCUGAAGGAGCUACUGGAUGAGCGCACCGGAGCGUCCGCCUGCGCCUGCGUCCGGGAUCCGGAUUCGGCGAGCUGCAGCAUGCUCAUGGACGGGCCCUGCGCCACCCUCCCAGAGUCCCAGGAGUGCGCCGAGUGGCGGGCGCAGAACUUCUACGGCGGCGGCGGCGGCGGCGGCGGGUAUCCCAGCCCCUGCGCCGACAGCCCGGAAGGCGCCGACUGCGCGCCCACCGAUGGCGGUGGCUCCCAGCCCUGCGAGGAUGACCCUGCUGGGGAGGGCCGCCCCAAGCCGGAGCCCGUCCCCGGCACCCUGCCCUGCCCCGCUGGCAUGACAGAAGAGGAGUGCAGCAAGUCGAGCAGCGGCUGCGGGCCCAACGGAGAGUGGUGCCAAAGCAGCGGCGGCGGUGUUGGCGGCGGCGGCGGCGGCGGCGGCGGCGGCGGCGGCGGCGGCGGCAGCGGUCCCAUCUACCAGGAGCGCACCGACACUGACAAGCCGGCAAUCAUGCCGGGAGCAAAUGGCAACACUGGGGUCCCAGUCAAGGGGGCAGGCUCCGCGGGCUGCCUGUGCCCGACCACUUCCGAGCCAGUCUGCGGCAAGGAUGGCAAGGUGUAUUCCAACCUGUGCAAGGCCCAGUGCGCCAAGGCGGCUCCCAUCAAGUGCAAGUGCGGCGCCGCCGCCUGUGACGUGGCCUGCAAGGCGGCCUGCAAGGUGCCCGGGGCCCGUCCGCCCAAGUGCGUGUGCAGCGCCGCGGUCGCCCCCGUGUGCGGCCGGGACGGCAAGCGCUACGGCAACGCCUGCCAGGCCAAGUGCGCCCAAACGAGCGCCAAGUGUGCGUGCGGCAGCAAGGCGUGCGCGGCGGAUGCGGGCUGCGCCAAGGCCUGCAAGGGGACCAGCGGCGUGAGGCCUCCCGUCACGCUGCCCUGCGUCUGCCCCGAGCUGUGGGCCCCGGUCUGUGGCAAGGACGGCAAGAAGUACCCCAGUGCGUGCGAUGCCAAGUGCGCCAAGACAAGCUCCAAGUGCGCCUGCGGCGAGUGCAGCGAUGCCGGCUGCAAGGCGGCCUGCAAGGGGCCGGUGGCCAAGCCGCCCACGAAGCCGCCAGCAUGCAGCAUGUGCAGCAAGGCGCGCAAGCCGAUGUGCGGCAAGAACGGCAAGGUUUACCUGAACGCGUGCCUGGCCCGGUGCGCCGGCACCACAAACAAGUUCCUGUGCGGCAAGCGCCCUGAUGCCACUUGCAAGAAGCAGUGCGCGGCACCCGGCGGCGGCUGCUACUGCCCCGCCCUCUUCGCCCCAGUCUGCGGCAAAGACGGCAAGGUGUACCCCAAUGCUUGCUCCGCGGGCUGCGCCAAGACGGGCGCACGCUUCCCUUGUGGCGGGCUCAAGAGCUGUGCCUCCGACUGCAAGCGGGCGGCCAAGGCGCCCACGUGCAAGUGCGCCUCUGCAGGGAAGAAAGUGUGUGGGUAUGACGGCAAGGUUUACCCCAAUGCAGCCUGCCUCAAGUGCAACGUCAUCCCCAAGCGGUUCAGCUGUGCGCAGCGCAAGAACUGCGAGGCAGCUUGCAAGCGCGCGGCGGCGGCGUUGUAG